AUGAUAUUCGUAACUACCCUCUUUAUAUUCGUAUUUAUUCUAAUCCGCUUCGGAAGACGUCAAAACAACUCAGUCGCCUUCUUUCAUCCUUAUUGCGACGCUGGUGGAGGUGGAGAACGCGUUCUCUGGGAAGCUGUUACUGCUAUUUCGCAGAAAUAUUCAAACAAGCAAAUUUAUAUUUACACCGGAGAUGAAGCUUCUGGAAAGGAAAUUCUAAAAAGAGCAGAAGCACGAUUCAAUAUCAAGGUUGAAGAUGUUAUUUUUGUGCAUUUGAAGUAUCGAUGGUUAGUCGAAGCGGCUACUUGGCCAAGUUUCACGCUUGCUGGACAGAGUUUCGGGUCAAUUUUAUUGGCAUUCGAGGCGCUGCUUAAAGUGAACCCUGAAAUCGUCAUCGACUCGAUGGGCUACAGCUUUACCUACCCCCUCUUUUGGCUUUUCGGUUGCAAAGUUGGCUGCUACAUCCACUAUCCAACGAUUUCUACAGACAUGUUACAAAAGGUUUCGAAGCGAGAAGCAGAUUUUAACAACAGUGAAACGAUUGCCAAUAAUUCUGUCCUUUCAUCAGGAAAACUUCUCUAUUAUCAGUUGUUUUCGAAGCUUUACGCUUUCUGUGGAAAUCGAUCUUCUGUCGUCAUGACGAAUUCUUCAUGGACGCAAAAUCAUUUGGAUCAAAUUUGGACCAGGAAGUCGUCGAAAAUAUUUCCUCCUUGCGACGUGUCCGCUUUUACUAAAUUAGAGCUGGAAAAGAGGCGAAUUCCAUUUCAGAUUAUGUCUUUAGCCCAAUUUAGGCCAGAGAAAAAUCAUAAGCUCCAAGUUGAAGCGUUCAAGCUGUUGUACAAGAAUCCUGCUUUUUCGUCCGCCCGACUCAUCAUGGCAGGAGGAGUUCGUAACCCAGGCGAUCAAUCCCGCGUGGACGAACUAAACGACUUAAUAUCCGAAUACGGCCUAAGCGAUUCAAUCACCAUUGAGAAGAAUAUUUCUUUUGAACGAAUCAUCGAGUUAUUUGAGACUUCUUCCUGUGGCAUACACACGAUGAAGGAUGAGCAUUUCGGAAUUACGUGCGUGGACUUUCAAGCCUCCGGCACAAUCGCAGUGGGGCACAACUCGGCCGGUCCCAAAGAAGACAUUUUCGUCGAUUAUGACGGAGAAACGACUGGCUUUCUCGCCACUGACGCCAGGUCUUUCGCUGAUUCCAUGGAAAAGAUUCUUCUUCUUUCCAAAGAGAGACGACAUGAAAAUAUCAUGGCAGUGAGCAUGGAAGUCGAUCAGGUCCCUCCAACCCAGCAGCCUGAAGCAACCGCUACUCCAGUUUCAGUGCCUCCCGAAACAAAUCCCCAAGAAAAUGAUUCAAUCAAAGCAGAAGGGGAAAACAACAAUGAUUCCGCAGCACUGCCAAAGCCAAUCAUGGAAUCGAAAGACGAGCCCAUGGAGGUGAAAAUGGAAAAUAUGGAAAUUCAGGAGGACAAAGAUGAAAAGCCAGAAGUGAAAGUAGACAACCGAUCGGACAAUUGGCUUCCCGCCAAACGAAACGAUUUAGUCAAAGCUGGCUCUGGAUUGUUCCCUCGCGCUCGACAUGGGCACAGACUCGUCGCCAUCCGAGGAUUGAUACUUCUUUUCGGCGGUGGGGAUCGCGAAAUCCGGGAUGAUUUGAUGGUCUACUCCACAGAAAAUGGAAAUUGGUUCAAGCCAAGCUGCUCGGGUGACAUUCCUCCUGGAGUUGCAGCGCAUGGCAUGAUUGCGGAUGGCACGCGAAUUCUAAUUCAUGGUGGCAUGCUGGAAUAUGGUAAAAUGUCAAAUGAUCUCUACGAGCUUCAAGCGUCAAAGUGGGAAUGGAAAAAAUUAGAGCAGAAAGGACAAGCGGGCUCAGUUCCAUGCCCAAGAAUGGCGCACAGCUUCACGAAUCUGGGCUCAUCUGGAACAGUCGUUCUUUUCGGAGGAGUGACGAAUAAAUCCGAUUCUCCGGAGCGACUAUUUCGUCCGGAAUUCUUCAACGAUGUAUAUUAUCUCGCGCUCAAAGGCGGAACGGGCAUUUACAAUUGGAGCAAAGCGACCAUAGCUGGAACUCCUCCGUCUCCGAGGGAGAGCCACACUGCUUGCGUUUACAAGCCCGAAGGUCGUGCUCAAAUGGUCAUUAUUUAUGGAGGCAAAGAUGAGCGAAAACGCCUUGGCGAUAUCUUCUCUCUCGACACUGGAACCAACACUUGGACAGAGCUGAAACCUUUGGGUAACCCACCAUUGAUGCGCUCAAUGCACGCGUCUGUAAUGGUCAGUGAAACAAAAAUGGUCGUUCUUGGCGGACUCGUUAACAAAAACGACAAGUUCGAUCUGUUAAUGGACAACCACUGUCCCUCAGGAAAAGAUGUCUGGGAGCCAGACGACAGUGUCAGGAUAUUAGAUUUGGCUGCCGAUGAAUGUCUAGUCAGAACAUUUGUCCACUUAGGAAACCCAAGAAAGGGCGAACAACAGGACAAGCUCUCAUUCGCUAGAUAUGGCCUUCAAGCGGCCCUCGUUGGAUCACAAAUCUACAUCUUCGCUGGAAAGAAAAACGAUCGUGAAUGUGUCAAUGAUCUCGUUUUUCUUGAAACAAAGACCCCUCCGCGGCCCGUCAAUCUACGUCUUAUGAAAGCAACGAGCUUGGAAACUGAGAUCCACGUCGCCUGGAGCUCGAUCAAAACAGCGGAAAAGUAUUUAGUUCAAUGCUCUCCUGUAGAACCGAAAAAGGUAGAGAAGAAGGCUGAUAGCUCGGAAUCUAAAGAGGAAAGUGAAAAAGGAACUGAUGAAGUUAAAUCCGACGAUAAAAAGGAAGAAGAAGUGGAAAAGAGUAAGAUUCCAGCGAGUAAAAUUGAAUGGCACGAUGUACAGAUUCUCAAACACACAGGAGUUGGACCCACAGUCAGUUGCGAGAUACAACACUUCUACCAACAAGCAGCUGAAGGUGAAACGCUUUCAGAAGAUGAAAAGGCCUUUUUGGAUGCAGAGAAAACAUGGAAAAAGACAAAACUGUCGCCUGGAGUAACUUAUAGAGUGCGAGUAUGCGCGAUAAACUCCUGCGGUCGAUCUCAAUUCUCUGACUACGGCUCUUACAAAACAAGUACACCAGGAUUCCCUGGUGCUCCCUGGAACAUCAAAGUCUCGAAAACAGAAGCUGGCGCAUCUCUUGCUUGGCAACCUCCAGCGAACGCGGAUGUCAUCGAAUAUUCUGUGUAUCUUUCAGUGAAGAAAGAGUUUACCUCUAGUCCUGGUGCUGGAAAAUCAAAUUUCACAAGAGUGUACAUCGGGCAUGACGCUGCAUGUGUUGUCUCUCAUACUCUACUAUCGCAAGCCGCAACUAGUCAAAAUGAUGCUAACAAAGCUGCAGUUAUUUUCAGGAUAGCUGCGAAAAAUAAAAAGGGGUAUGGGCCAGCAACACAAGUUCGCUGGAUCCAAGACGCGAAAAUUAAACGCCCUGCUGGAUCAUCCAAACAUGGCGACGCGAAGAAAGCUAAAUAA
This is a messenger RNA of Oikopleura dioica, 3489 nucleotides long. NCBI's taxonomy places the organism in Eukaryota, Metazoa, Chordata, Appendicularia, Copelata, Oikopleuridae. The record is from the annotation of a GenBank genome assembly.